Messenger RNA from Papaver somniferum (opium poppy), 1398 nucleotides. Its product is annotated as farnesyl pyrophosphate synthase 1. The transcript has 12 exons. Gene Ontology annotation, molecular function: dimethylallyltranstransferase activity; (2E,6E)-farnesyl diphosphate synthase activity. The record is from RefSeq and is a predicted model, not a curated record. Bases 101 to 1153 code for a protein of 350 amino acids. NCBI's taxonomy places the organism in Eukaryota, Viridiplantae, Streptophyta, Magnoliopsida, Ranunculales, Papaveraceae. Gene Ontology annotation, cellular component: cytoplasm. Gene Ontology annotation, biological process: trans, trans-farnesyl diphosphate biosynthetic process.
UAAAUCCGUCUCAUCUCAUCCGACUACCUCAAAACAAUCCAGCGCCACUUCCCUUUCUCUCUCUCUCUCCUCGCUGAAACUAACUUUCAAUCUAUUUUCGAUGGCGGGGUCUAAUGGUUCAUCGACAAGCGAUCUGAAAUCUAAGUUUCUGAAUGUUUACUCUGUUUUAAAAGCUGAGCUUCUUGAAGAUCCUGCUUUUGAAUUUACCGAUGAUGCUCGGCAAUGGGUCGAUCGUAUGCUGGACUACAAUGUACCUGGAGGGAAGCUGAAUCGUGGACUCUCUGUGAUUGAUAGCUACAAGCUGUUGAAAGAAGGACAAGAUUUGUCUGAGGAUGAAAUUUUUCUCGCAUCUGUGCUUGGCUGGUGCAUUGAAUGGCUGCAGGCAUAUUUUCUUGUUCUAGAUGAUAUUAUGGACAAUUCUCACACACGGCGAGGUCAACCUUGUUGGUUCAGAGUAGAGAAGGUUGGUUUGAUUGCGGCAAAUGACGGAGUUUUACUUCGUAAUCACAUUCCCAGGAUUCUCAAAAAGCACUUUAGAGGAAAGCCUUAUUAUGUAGAUUUGCUGGAACUAUUCAAUGAGGUUGAAUUUCAAACAGCUUCAGGGCAGAUGCUUGAUUUAAUUACAACUCUAGAUGGAGAAAAAGAUCUGGCGAAGUACAAAUUGGCAGUCCAUCGUCGCAUUGUUCAGUACAAAACCGCCUAUUACUCAUUUUAUAUCCCUGUUGCAUGUGCAUUGCUUAUGGUGGGUGAGAAUCUUGAUGACCAUGUUCUUGUAAAGAACGUCCUUAUUGAAAUGGGUGUCUACUUCCAAGUACAGGAUGAUUUUCUUGAUUGUUUUGGUGCUCCAGAAGUAAUUGGAAAGAUUGGAACUGACAUUGAAGAUUUUAAAUGCUCUUGGUUGGUUGUGCAAGCACUCGACCGGGUAAACGAGGACCAAAAGAAAGUGUUAUACGAGAACUACGGGAAGGUUGAUCCAGCUUGUGUUGCAAAAAUAAAGGCACUUUAUGAUGAAUUGAAUCUUAAGGCUGUUUUUGAGGAGUACGAAAGCACUAGCCACAAGAAGCUAAUCUCUUCGAUCGAAGAGCAUCCAAGCAAGGCAGUACAAGCAGUGUUGAAGUCUUUCUUGGGGAAGAUAUAUAAGAGGCAGAAGUAGAGGAGCAAAGGAACCAUGAAGAUAGAAAGAAACCCGGAGAAUUGGUUGUAGAAUUGAAUUUCCAAUUAUUGGUCUAAUUUUUUUGUUGAUUUGAUUUUUCUUCUUUAUCCUUCUUCAUAUCACGGUGAUGAACCUGUAUCCUAUUGUCGCAAUGUAUAACAUGUAUGGUGCUAUAAGUUUCCUCUUAUUUUGGCCUCCAAAUAUUAUUGAAAUUUGAAAUUGAACUUGACGAACCGUUAAUUCUA